GCCCUGACUGUCCGAGGGCGGCGCAGGUGCUUGCAGGACCAGUGGGGAGGAUGUUGUUAGGGGAAGAGCUGGGGUGAUGAGGAAAGUUCAGGAGUCCUUUGGGCGUAAGCGGGAGUUGGGGUGGUUGGAGGGCUGAUAACUCUGAGACGGUGCGGAUCUUCGGUUCGGAAGGCAGAAUUUGUCUUGAAGUUUGUCUGAAGUACUGAUGGUGGGCGUAACAGAAGAGAAGUUACCAUGGACUAACUUUCUGGGAUUUCCUUGGCGCUGCACUUGAAACUGGGAGGAAGCCGGCGAGGACUGGCCUGCAGUGAUCUUAGUGGGAAGCAUCUGUAACUAGACCCUUGCGGGCGAGCCUGCGAGUGAUUGCUGUCCGCGGUGCUGAAGACGAGCCUGUGGCGCCUUGAGGAGGAAACCCGAUGAGGGCAGGGCGCUGUUUGUUUCCCUUGGCUGGGCUCAGCGCCCUACGCUCAAACGUGUGUGCUGAAGGAAGAGCUCAGUCUUUCUAUGGGCGCUGGACACUCAGCAGACAGUCAGUGUUUCAUUUCAUAAAAUUUAGGGAAGUCAGUACUUCAUUCCAGGGAGGAAUUUCGUUCCUGUUUUUCCUCUCCCUUAGGGCAGGCAUCUUCAGCUUUUGCACCCAACCAGAUGCUUUGCCUUCAGGCUCCAAGCCUUCAAAGCACAUCACUAGACCUCAGUCUGUAUUGGUCCAGGCUCUUCAGCCAAGCAGAAAGCUUAUAAGGCAGCUUUGACUAAAAAUGACUUCCCUGUUCGCUCAAGAAAUUCGCCUUUCCAAAAAACAUGAAGAAAUAGUAUCACAAAGAUUAAUGUUACUUCAACAAAUGGAGAAUAAAUUUGGAGAUCAAAACAAGGAAAAGGCUUCUCAGAUGCAAGCAGCUGAGACUGCUUUUAAAAGGAACCUUAGUCUUUUAAAGGAUAUAGAAGCAGCAGAAAAGUCUCUGCAGACCCGGAUUCACCCACCUCCACCGCCUGAGGUGGCUUCUCUUGAGACUCUUUACUGGGCAUCAGUAGAAGAAUAUAUUCCCAAAUGGGAACAGUUUCUUUUAGGAAGAGCACCAUAUCCUAUUGGUGUUGAAAAUCAAAAUGAAGCAGAAAAUAACAUUCAAAAUGAGGCGCAGCGAUAACUUCUUCACACACUAUUUCAAAAAACGUGUUUAGUAAAGCUGAGUAUUAAAGAAUUUGCAGGUUAUUGCAGGAACUUGAGGAAUCGAAUAUGUUCAUGACAUAUGAACCUCUUCAAUGACAUGAAGAUGUGAGAAUCUACUGGCAAGUCUCAGGUUAUCACUUAGAGACCUACUACUAUUUCAGUGUCAUGAAUUUGCUUUCUACCAAACCCCAUGAAAGUGUUAAAAACUAAUAUUGAAAGGAGGACUGUUUAUUAAAUAAGUUGCUA
Messenger RNA from Diceros bicornis minor, 1411 nucleotides. It is a transcript of the gene CEP15, whose product is annotated as centrosomal protein 15. The record is from RefSeq and is a predicted model, not a curated record. NCBI's taxonomy places the organism in Eukaryota, Metazoa, Chordata, Mammalia, Perissodactyla, Rhinocerotidae. The transcript is spliced from 5 exons. Bases 756 to 1142 code for a protein of 128 amino acids.